AUGGACGGCGGCGAAUCUUCCGGCAGCAAGAUGCUGUCCACGCUGAAGAGCCUCGUCUCCACGACCAGCCCGUCGGUGAAGAAACUGCUCGGCUGGAAGCAGGUCGACGAGGAGGAAAAGUGGGCCGAAAAGGCCGUUGAGUUCCUGGUCAAGAAGCUCAAACAGCAGAAGGGAACGGCCAUCGAAGAUUUGGAGCGAGCGCUGUCCUAUCCGGGCCACCCAUCGAAGUGCGUUACGAUUCCGCGGUCGCAGGACGGUCGGCUGCAGGUGUCCCACCGGAAGUGCUUGCCGCACGUGAUUUACUGUCGCGUUUGGCGUUGGCCCGAUCUGCAGAGUCAGCACGAGUUGAAGCACAUCGAGAGCUGUCAGUUCCCGUACAACGCCAAGCAGAAGGACGUCUGCAUCAAUCCGUAUCAUUAUACGCGGGUUGAGAGUUCGGUGCUGCCGCCGGUUUUGGUUCCAAGGUAUUCGGAGUUUGCACCACCGGCGUACUCCCAGGUGCCUCCGCAGUAUAACGCUAUGACGACUUACAUGGGCCCGCACAGCCCAACUCCAUCGAUGUCCAGCAUGGGAUCGAGUCCGCCGAGUCCGUUCGGAUCUCCUACCCAUAAUCAGCUGGACACGAACCAGGUGGAGCCGGUCGCCUUCCAGGAACCCCCGUACUGGGCGGACAUUGCUUACUACGAGAUGAGUACCCGCGUUGGAGAGGUGUUUCACUGCAAGUCGAACUCGAUCGUCGUGGAUGGGUUCACCAAUCCGUCGAACAAGUCGGAUCGAUUCUGCCUGGGCCAGCUGAGCAACGUCCGCAGAGACAGUAACAUCGAGAGUACCCGUUGCCACAUCGGGCAGGGAGUUCAACUGUAUUACGUCCAUGGGGAAGUCUACGCCGAGUGUCUUUCCGAUGCGGCCAUUUUCGUGCAGAGUCGUAACUGCAACCAUCAGCACGGGUUCCACUCCAGUACGGUGUGCAAGAUUCUGCCGGGAUGUUCGCUGAAGAUCUUCAACAACCAGCAGUUCUACCAGCUGCUCUCGCAGUCGGUGCACCAGGGGUACGAUGCGGUGUUUGAGCUGACCAAGAUGUGCACGAUCCGGAUGAGCUUCGUCAAGGGUUGGGGCGCGGAGUACCAUCGGCAGGACGUCACCUCGACGCCGUGCUGGAUCGAGAUUCAUCUGCACGGUCCGCUCAAGUGGCUGGACAACGUGCUGAGCCAGAUGGGAUCGCCGCAUAAUGCGAUUACUUCGGUGUCUUAA
Molecule: messenger RNA, 1251 nt
Organism: Culex quinquefasciatus (southern house mosquito)
Lineage: Eukaryota; Metazoa; Arthropoda; Insecta; Diptera; Culicidae
Product: protein mothers against dpp
Exons: 1
Coding region: 1-1251 (416 amino acids)
Biological process (GO): anatomical structure morphogenesis; transforming growth factor beta receptor signaling pathway; regulation of transcription by RNA polymerase II
Cellular component (GO): heteromeric SMAD protein complex
Molecular function (GO): I-SMAD binding; RNA polymerase II cis-regulatory region sequence-specific DNA binding; DNA-binding transcription factor activity, RNA polymerase II-specific
Source: RefSeq, a predicted model, not a curated record